AAUCCCAUGUUGUAUUAACAAGCAUGCCAACUUUUUUAUUUUAAAUACAAUUCUGGCUUUUUAUUUUUCGUCUCUUCAUAUUUUAUAACCGAGAAAAUAAUGAAUUGCGGUAGUAUCCAGUGUUCUCCGCUGAGAACAAAUUCGGUGGUCCAACGCAGCCUCGAUUCUCGACUUCGUAGAGCACGGGCAAAGGAAUGCCUAGAAAUAUGUUUCGUUAAAGUGGUGAUUAUUUUGAUACUCUUUCUGGAUAUCUGGCGUGGAAACUCCUGUACUCGAAAGUACUGGUAUUAUCUGGUGGAAUGUUUUAUUUUAGCCGUGAUGGCCUUGAGUGCACUGCUGCACUUCGGAAAGUACUUAUGGUUAAUUUUUCCUGAAGAUCAGGUGAUCGGAACAGAGAGCCAAAAGCGCCUGCUGGAUGGAAAAGAAGACACCCCUUUUGAAACAGUGUACGCACGUCCAGCUCUAAAAUCACAAAUAAAUGUUAAGAAGGGUAACGAAUGGAAAAUCCAAUACUGGCACUUAUUGUUCCAUCAAAGCUGGUAUCCACCAAUGCCACCUGUGCUGAAACAGAAAUCUUUAAAUAUCGCUGGCAAAUCUGAGCAUAAACUGAUUUAUGAUGAUGAAUUCAUUACUGAUAUUUGGAAGUUACCCGAUUUAAUUAAGCGGGCUGAAAGAGAACGCAACAGAAAAAUUAUAAUGGAAAAGAACAUUCAAACACUUGAGAACUAUAAUAGAAAAAUGAUUGACGAUUUUUUUCCACUUCCGGUAGACUGGUACAUUCAAAAUGCAAAGGUCGUUGAAUCCAACUGUCCGAUCAAAUUAAUGCAAUGGGUGGCCAACUUGAGGUACUGGAUAUCUAAGACCAUAUUGCAUAGAUUGGUCAAGGAGUUUGAACAUGUGGAUAAGGUGGCUCAAGAACUGAGGUUCUGCAAUCUUAAGAUCGGAGGGACAAGGCUGGAGAUGCUACGAUUGCUGGCCGAACAAGAAGAGGUGUUCGUGGAGUCCUGUAUUCCCACAUUGCCCACGGUGUUGGCUUUUCUAAACUUCUCUGCCAACCAAAAUUACCUGGUUACGCGCAUUAAGGAGCUAGCGAAGGGCGUCUACAUGCCUGACUACAAAUGGAAGUUGGUCAAAGAGCAGCACUUGCCCACAGACACAGCCAUUUUGUUUCACCUGUUUUGCGUCUACAUGGAUAGUCAAUUGAUGCCAACUCCGCAGGAAGGUGGACGAAGACCUUUCUACUCCCGUUAUGUGGUAAUCAGGGAUAAAAACCCCAUCGAGGACAUCGUGUCACGUGUGAACAACAGAGCCAACUGCGCCAUCCUGGCCACUGGAAAUCAGGAAUCCGAUCCCAAGUUUAACUUUAUCAGCGGUAAUGAGGUGCAGGAUUGCCUACACGACAGAAACAAUCUGUUCCACGUGAUCAUCCAGUUUUUGACCUAUAUGCGAGAUAAGCGGGGCUCCAAUCUGGAAGGCGUGAGUCUGGGCAGGAGUGGCAUCAACAUUUUGGAUGUUAUUGGAGACAAAUCAAUCAUCCGAGAUGAUAUCAAUUUUGAGUAAACUGCAACUAUUUUUCAAGUUUAUUACGAAAACUACUUUGAUAAUUAAUACCACGGAACUCUCUUGGGUUUGCUUUCAUUCGAUAGAUGACAAUUAUGUUUAUAUUUAAUUAUAUAUUAUGUCUUUCUCUGUAAUUUGUUGUACUAGUUUUUAAAAAGACCGCUUGCAACAGUCGAUAGUCUCUAUUGUCAAACCGAUAGAGCGACAUAAACAUUAUCGAUA
Molecule: messenger RNA, 1782 nt
Organism: Drosophila teissieri
Lineage: Eukaryota; Metazoa; Arthropoda; Insecta; Diptera; Drosophilidae
Exons: 2
Coding region: 100-1560 (486 amino acids)
Cellular component (GO): membrane
Source: RefSeq, a predicted model, not a curated record